Messenger RNA from Pimephales promelas (fathead minnow), 1657 nucleotides. RefSeq lists its product as uncharacterized. NCBI's taxonomy places the organism in Eukaryota, Metazoa, Chordata, Actinopteri, Cypriniformes, Leuciscidae. The record is from RefSeq and is a predicted model, not a curated record.
UUAUUCUAUUUCUACGGCAGUUAUCACUGCAGAUUCACCGAACACCGGCACAUUUCGGUGGGUUCUCGUCGUUUUGGCCACGCCUUUUAUUUGACAUCUCAUGCCGCGGUGUGAAUGAAUGAAAACAAUGGAGAGAGGAGGACCGCUUAAAUGCCCCUUUGCCAUAACAAACGCCCUUAAUGGAUAAAAUAAACUAAUACAUUGAGUAUUAGUCAUAUACAUAUGUCACUGGUGCGAUUAUUACGGUGACAAUGGCAGCUGUGAGUCUGACGGAUCCGCUUUGCAAACCUUGUUCUUAUCGUUCACAUUUCAAAGUUGAGGUGUGUGUGAAGAAGCCCUUGAUGCCCAUUCUCCUGAGCAGUGAGCAGGUGGCACUGGAGAUGCUGUGUCUCUGCAGCCAGCUGGAUCUGUUGAUCAGAGCUCAGGUCCAUCAGGAGAAUCUUAAACAGGACUCUAGUCCCGAGGAGUCUGAAAGUUUUAAGAGACAUGGGGCUGAGAUAAUAAAUCAGAUGAACCUGUGUCUUGAAAAUUCGUCUGAACCGGUGCUUCAGCUUGAGGAAUAUUUGGAUGUUAUAAAUUUAUUCGCUAUAUUGCCUCGAGUGGAAGUUUAUAUGAUACACGGAAGGCCUAUUGACACGCUGGGAAAAUCUCUUUCAGAUGCUUAUUUUCCUUAUAUUGGAAGGCUGAACCAGCUGCUGGUUCUCAGUCAGCAGGUAAAUGAAGAUGUGAAGCAUCUGGGGAGUCAUAAGUACAUCGCACAUCAGCUAUCAGCAAUUUAUCAAGUGCUAAAGUCUUUCAAAGACAUCUUGCCAUUCUCCAUCAUAAGAAAGGAUAUUGAGGCCAAUUUCAAGCAGUUGAAAAUGUCUCUUUCGAAAGAGGACGGGUCCAAGCUGGAUCCUCAGUUGCCAGCACAUCUAUUGAGCUGGGUGUCAGAGAUAACACAAAACAUUGUAUCAACGGUACUGACACUCUCAGAAGAGCUCAGCGAAGAGUUCAAUCCGUUCAAGGAACCUGGCUCUAACCUCUCCUAACCACUGGAUCCACAGUGCCUCAAGUGGAUGGCGAGGAAGAGUCACAGAAUAAAAGGGAUUCUCUCGAAAAAUGAUCAUUUUGAGUGUCACUUGAUUUUGUUCAUCUCCUACCACACAUAAGACUGUGAUAAACAAUGUUAUACAAAUCUAUUUUUAAGACCAUGAUGAAACAUUGUUGUCAUAUAAGUUAACAUUCCGAAUAUCACUUCUGAGUAAUUUAUUGUACCUUUCUUGGAUAUUUUUUUUUUAUUGUUUGCUUCGUGAGUUUUCAUGAGUUUUCAUAUUCUUUCUUUAAAUUUUUUUAUUUAUUUAUUUAUUUAUUUAUUUUUUUAUAAUUCAUCUGUAUACUUGAAGUGACUGUUGCACAUGUUCUUCCCAUUGAUGAGUGCAAGGAGUGUUCAUCAGCAUUUAUUACAUGUGUGAUUUCAUAUAAUGUAUAGAUUUCAUAUAAUGUAUAGUGUAUAGCCUGGUCAUUGUCACAAAUAAACUCAAACAAGGUGACCAUGAUAAGUAUUGGUUAACAGUAAAAAAAAAAAAGAAAAUAUACAUAAAUAUAUAUAUAGAAUGCAGAAUCAAUCUGUACUGUAGCUGUGAACCUUCUGAAUUUCUCAAUUUAUUAUAUAUUA